GUUGAAUCAGCGCAGAAAGUGGAUAUCACAAUGGAGUAUAAAAUGGGCUGGACCGAUGAACGACUUUCAUGGAAUCCAGCAGACUACUGUGGAAUCAACGAAAUUUAUUUGUCGCGAGAGGAUGUUUGGGUCCCUGUGGCGUCACUAUUGGUGAAAGUUUCGACAGAAAAUUAUCUCAGCUCAUUCAGGCAAUUCACAACGGACUAUCGUGAAGACUUCCAAAAUCGAGGAUUGCUUCAUUUUGGCAGUUCUCCAACUGUGGCUGCUCCAAGGAAUAUGGCUGUGGCUGCUCCAGGGUAUACGAUACGUCAAUUCCCAUUCGACAGUCAGAACUGCAGCAUCGUGAUGAUGGCGCAAUCGCUUUCAGUUCGAGAUUACACUAUGGAAACAGACAUAUUGCCAGAAAUCUUCUCGAAUAUCGGAUUACUGGGACGGUAUAAACUCAGCAUCCUGGGUGGAUGUGGGGAGGAGUUAGUGUUCCGUUUAACGUUCCUGACACGACAUGAAGACGACAUCAGAAUUGCAAGUCCUCAGCACGCUCAGUUAGCUCUGCGCGAUAGAAUAUUCGGUCUUCGCCUUCAUCGACAAGAGAGACCUGUGGGUGUAUUUGUUGUGGUGAAUCUAGCCCUCAUGGUGGCAUCGCUAGGCCUCGUCCUUCUUCUGCCGUAUAUUCGGUUACCCUCAGCUCUUUUCAUCAACAGAAAAGUUGGCCGCGACGAGAAGAAACUCGCGAUGGGUGGAGUCGAUGGCAGCGCAGAAAAUACAAAGGAAAUCGCGCCAUUACUGAACGUCACUCUGUUGAUUCUGCUCGAACUUGCUAACCUUACAAAUUUUUUGGUAUUAAUUUUGUAA
Messenger RNA from Ostertagia ostertagi, 852 nucleotides. The record is from the annotation of a GenBank genome assembly. NCBI's taxonomy places the organism in Eukaryota, Metazoa, Nematoda, Chromadorea, Rhabditida, Trichostrongylidae.